CCUCGACUGCCCGGUCCCUCCGCGGCCCCCGCAGUGGGCCUCCGCCUCGCGUCCGCCAGACAUGUCCAGCCUCCAGGCGCUGUGCUCCGGCCUGCCCUUGCGGCCUCUCCCAGAGAACCGGGGACGCCGGGCCGGGCUGCCCCACGCCCCGGUCAGGACCCCCGGCCUCAGCCCCGCUGAGGAGCAGCUGGCGCUGAGGAAUGCCCUUCGGUACUUCCCCCCGGACACCCAGGAGCUGCUGGCCCCCGAGUUCGCCCAGGAGCUGCGACUGUAUGGGCACAUCUACAUGUACCGCUUCUGCCCCGACAUUGAAAUGAAGGCCUACCCAGUGGAGCAGUACCCCUGCCGGACGAGAGCGGCUGCAGCUAUCAUGCACAUGAUCAUGAACAACCUGGACCCUGCCGUGGCCCAGUUUCCCCAGGAGCUCGUGACCUACGGAGGAAACGGGCAGGUGUUCAGCAACUGGGCUCAGUUCUGGCUGACCAUGUCCUACUUGUCCCAGAUGACAGAGGAGCAGACGCUGGUCAUGUAUAGCGGACACCCCCUGGGCCUCUUCCCCAGCAGCCCCGGGGCCCCGAGGCUGGUCAUCACCAACGGGAUGGUCAUUCCCAACUACUCCUCCAGGAUGGAGUACGAGAAGCUCUUUGCCAUGGGGGUUACCAUGUACGGCCAGAUGACAGCGGGCAGUUACUGCUACAUUGGUCCCCAGGGCAUCGUCCACGGCACAGUGCUCACCGUGCUGAAUGCCGGGCGGCGGUACCUGGGCGUCCAGGACCUGGCCGGGAAGGUCUUUGUCACCUCCGGGCUCGGCGGAAUGAGUGGGGCUCAGGCCAAAGCCGCUGUCAUCGUGGGCUGCGUCGGCGUGAUUGCAGAGGUGGAUGGGGCGGCCCUCAUGAAACGCCACAAGCAAGGCUGGCUGAUGGAAGUGACCGACAGCUUGGACCGCUGCAUUGAAAGACUCAGGGAAGCGAGGAAGAGGAAGGAGGCCCUCAGCCUUGGUUACCAUGGCAACGUGGUGGAUCUUUGGGAGCGCCUGGUCCGUGAGCUGGACACGACGGGGGAGCUUUUGGUGGACCUGGGGUCAGACCAGACGUCCUGCCACAACCCGUUCAACGGUGGCUACUACCCCGUGCAGCUGGGCUUCGCAGAGGCCCAGAGCCUCAUGGCCUCCGACCCUGCUGCCUUCAAAGCCCUGGUCCAGGAAAGCCUGAGGAGGCACGUCUCGGCCAUCAACAGGCUGGCCCAGGAGAACUUCUUCUUUUGGGACUAUGGCAACGCCUUCCUCCUGGAGGCCCAGAGAGCAGGGGCUGACGUGGGGAAGACGGGCGCCAACAGGACGGAGUUCCGCUACCCCUCGUACGUUCAGCACAUUAUGGGGGACAUAUUCUCCCAGGGCUUUGGGCCUUUCCGCUGGGUGUGCACGUCCGGGGACCCGCAGGACCUGGCGGUCACGGAUCAGCUGGCCACGUCAGUGCUGGAGGAGGUCAUUGCUGGUGGAGUGAAUCCGGCUGUGGAGCAGCAGUACAUGGACAACAUCCGCUGGAUCCGGGAGGCCUCCCAGCACCGGCUGGUGGUGGGCUCCCAGGCCAGGAUCCUGUACUCGGACCAGAAAGGCCGUGUGGCCAUCGCCGUGGCCUUCAACCAAGCCAUCGCCCGUGGGAAGAUCAAGGCACCGGUGGUCCUGAGCCGAGACCAUCACGACGUGAGCGGCACAGACAGCCCGUUUAGGGAGACCUCCAACAUCCGUGACGGCUCUGCCUUCUGUGCGGACAUGGCCGUGCAGAACUUCGUGGGAGAUGCGUUCCGGGGAGCCACCUGGGUUGCCCUGCACAACGGCGGGGGUGUCGGCUGGGGUGAGGUGAUCAACGGGGGAUUUGGCCUUGUGCUGGACGGGACUCAGGAGGCUGAGCAGAAGGCCAAGAUGAUGCUCAGCUGGGACGUCUCCAACGGAGUGGCCCGCCGCUGCUGGUCCGGGAACCCGAAGGCCUACGAGAUCAUCUGCCGGACGAUGCAGGAGGACAGGGGCUUGGUGGUGACGCUGCCCCAUGAGGUGGCGGAUGAGCGUGUGCUCCAGCGGGCCCUGCGGCUGUGAGCGGGACCGAGAGCCCUGUGGUCCCCUCACCACCUCGGCCCCGCCCUCACCUCACAGCCCCCCGUCUCCCUCCGCUACUCCCCGUGCUCUCCUGGGUCAGGAGCUGUGCUCACGCCCUCUUGGGGCUCACCACCCGGAGGGAGUGUCACUGCGCCCCCAGCUUACAGCUGAGGCCAGAGGGCGGGGACCUCUGCUGUCCCCACGCGGCUCCCUGGGGACCGGGAAGGCAGUGGGGGUCUUCUUCAGGGCUGGGUGCUCAGGCCUGGCGCCGAGUGGGCUCGGGGGGCUGGUGCCGUGAGAAGUGGCCGAGCGGGGCACUGACCAGUCCUUGGGGCCGCCUGCUGUCCCUCCUCCCGCCAAGGGCCAGGUGCUCCUUUGGCCAGGCUCUCGCCCAUCGCCCCGCCUUCCCCCGACCGACCGACCGACUGGCGUGGGGCCGCCAGGUGACCAGGCAGAGACGGCCUGGCCCGGGCCGGCGGUCCACGCCCGAGACCUGCGACCUCGCUGCACAGAGAGGCCAGCUUUGAGCAUGUCCUCAUUCUCCUUGGUUCCCACGACAGGCUCCAAUUGAGAAAGAGAUUGGGGGCUGGUCUCCAGGGAGCCGCAGAAAAUUUAACACCCGCCCCCCACAUCUAGCCGGGGGGCCGAGUCCUCCCCACGGGCCAUUCCACCUUCGCCUGAGCUAACAAAACCCCACUGUUGUCUGGGCAGCAACGUGCACGUAAAAGUAGCCGAUUUUCCAGCCGCCCUUGUAAUUAGGAGUGACCGUUGGCCUGGUUCCGGCCCAUGAGGCGACGUGGAAGUCUGCUGGGUGGGUCUUCUGGGAAAGCUGUAAUAAAAACGGACAGGCGCGGCUGCAUCGCUCUUUGCUUUUGCCCCUUCGUCCUGCCAGAACCUCAGGUGUGAUGCCUGGGAGCACCGCAGCCCUGCUGUGAAGUGACCGUGAGGCUCACCGCGGCACCUGGAGGCACGUGGAAAGGCAGAGGCGCCUGGGCUCCCGGCAGUGCUGGGAGCUGCUGUACCAGGCCCGGAUGGCCUCCCCUUCUCCUUGGUCCUCACCUGCUAAAGCCAUCCUGGGAGGGCUUCUCUUCCACACGGCGAGCACGGGGUCCAAAUGGUCGUAUCGCCGCCAACAAGUCUCCACGGAGGGCACCCUGCUGCGUGUAUCUGUGCGAACAUUCCCUGUUCCUAGGGAGAGACAAAGAGGAUAUGUCCAGUUUGAAGACCGGGCCCUCCCGUCAUCCUUUCCCAUCCAGCACCCUCGCUUAUUCAGGACAGCCAGGCUCGGCCAGCCUCAGGGCAGGGUCUCAGGAGGCUUCCGGCCACGUGUGAGGGCUGCACGCCCGCCCUAGGCGCCCUACUGAGGCCGCCAGUGAGCAGUCUCCUCCCCUGCCUCAGCUGCCCGCAGGGAGAAGGGACGGCGGACACCCAGAGCGGAGCCGCUGCCGGGCCCGGGGGGAGUCAGGGCAGUGGCCGCAGCCUCGGUCACCAGCCACUGCGGCCGCUGACGUUUCAGCGCACCCGGAAAGUUCAGGGCGAAGAGCAGGGUGAGACUCUGUGUUCUGGGAAAACGGGCAGCACAGGCCCUCAGAGGGUCAGGUGUUUUCUGGAGUAGUCGUUUAUGAACCUGGAUUCUCACCUCUUCCCACAAUUAGAAAAGCACUAAAACCAUUAACUUAGGUAUUUGCUCCUUCCCACCAGCAGCAACCUUCUGCCAGCCUUCUUGAAGAAACGAGAGGUGUGUAGUCCGCUCAGAAAUGUUUUCAUCAAAACAGUGAAAGUAGAAAACAGUCGGCCCUGAUGGGCGUGAGUUCGGCUGCCUUCGAAACUGGGGCUUGUGAAAGUCUCCGGGCCCCUCCCGGGGCCCCCUCUGCUCCCUGGGAACCUGGACCCCCCCCCCCCCCCCCCGCCCUGCCCCGGGAACAGAGGCUCUCCCUGCCGGCCAGCGCAGGCCGGUGCAGGAGGGCUCAGCUCUCUCGCCCUGGGCUUUCCAGAGGGGGCUCCUACCCUGGGGGCUGGCGCUGGACUUGACCUGCACUCGCGUUCUAUUUGGCCUGGCCUCUGUAAAAAUUUUUUGACAUCGUCACCGAUUUUUAGAAAUUGGGAAAUUUCACUUAAAAAAUCCAGAUUUUGAGUUACUUAAAGAAGUCAAGAGAUUAGGUGACGCCACGCGCUCGCCACCGCUGUGACGGCAAUUAGCCGGAGGCCCCUUGGGUCCGGGCUUAUUUCACCCAAGUUACCGCAGCCCUGCAGCCUCUGCUGUCCUCCAGUGGCGAGGCCACGUGUGUUUGUUGUUUAUUCUUGGACAGGAGCUGCUGAUUUCUUACCCCUGCCUCUUCCCCACGUUUGUGUCACCUGCAUGGCUUCUGUUGGGAUUUGAAUCGGUGUCUGUAUUAGGGCUCUCUAGAGAACCAGCAGGAGGUAUACCCGUACGUAUACCGUAUGUGCUAAAGAUAGAUGUCCGUGUAUAGAGGUAGAUGCCGUCCAUGUCACGUGCGCCGGAGGCCCAGGGAAGCCGGGGGCGCAGUUCAGCCCCAGCCCCAGGGCCAGGGAGCCCGGGGUGCCGAUGGUGUGAGUCCCCGCCCAAGGGCGGGAGAUGACAGGAGGGGUCCCAGCUCAAGAGGGAGGCAGAAAAAGGCAAGCUGCGUCUCCUCCCACCUUCUGUUUUGUUCGGGCCGACUGCUUGCGUGACGCCUAUCACUUUCUCUGGGGAGCCCCCCCCAUUCAAAUCCUAAUCUCAUCUGCAAACACCCUCGUGGACACACCCAGAAGCAAGGUGUAAAACAGCCCGGUCCACACGACGUGUAAAAUUUACCGUCACGGCGAUCUUUGAUGGAGAAAUUAACUCUGUGGUGCGAUGGUUUACAAUGAGAAAUAUGUGUUUGGUCUUCAGCCUGUUUCUGGCCCAGAGCUCCUAAAACCCGUGGAAUUUCCUAAGUGACGAGAGAGAUGAGAUGUUUUGCUGUUCGUAACAAGCCCCUUUCUGCCACACCUGAAUUUAUGUUUCCGAAUUUGGGGCCUCACCUGAGAUGGGGCUGGUCGCCCGGGGACCCAGCCUUGUGACUGGAGAGUUGAACCUUCAGUUUCCCACCCGCGACCUCCAGGGAGGGGAGAGGGGCUGGAGGUUGAAUCAAUCACUGAUGGCCAAUGAUUUCAUCCAUCUCGCCUGUGUAAGGAAGGCUCCAGAAAAAAACAAAAGGAAGGGGAUGCGGAGAGCUUCUGGGCUGGUGAAGCCCUGCAGAUCCGGGGUGAGCGGCGCACUCGCGGUGGGAGCCCGAGUCCUUCCCCAGGCCUGGCCCUGUGCGCCUCUUCCAUCGGGCUGUUCUUGAGUUAUGUCAUUUCACGAUAAGCCAGUGAUUUAAGUAAAAUGUUUCUCCGAGUUCUCUGAGCUGCUCUAGCAAGUUAAUUGAACCCGAGGAGGGGGUCAUGGGAACCCUCCAUAUGUAGCCGGUGGGUCAGAAGCACAGGUGCCAACCUGACCUGCAAUGGGCAUCUGACAGCACUCUGGCAGGCCUGAGCACUUGAGCUGCGGGAUCUCCUGGUAGAUGGUGUCAGAUGUGUCAACUGCCUGGUGGUGUUGGGGGAAAAAAGCACAUUGGAACGCCCGGCCCAGCCCAGCCCCACUCCUGCCACAGCUCCGGAAGGACUGCAUGCUACCAUUGGCCGUUCAGAGUCCACAGUGAGGCCUUUCAGUCUAUCAGGUGCUGGGAGAGCAGCAUCUAGGCUGGUGGGGUUUCCCCCCAAAUGCAAAUAUGACAAGUGCGCAAGUGCCCUCCGCUUCUCCUCCCCCGGCUGCCCCAAGCCCUUUCUACACCCACCUGCUCGGAGGGCAGGGCCUGGGUUACUGAGGGUGAACGCGCAGUGUCUGCGGUGCUCCUAAUGCCCGGAAUCGCUCUAGAAUGUGCCUUUCUGCCUGUGCCUGAGACAUCACCGAACCACCACCGGCAGUCAAGCCCAGGGAAUGAGCUGCCCCUCUGCUCCUGCCUGCUUGUUGCAGGGUGGUUGGGAGGGCAAGGAGAGUCCUUGGCAAACGUUUAACAGGGCUCAUUUCACCCAUUUAAAAAUGUUUUUAAAAAUACUGUCAGCCUGGGCUUCC
Molecule: messenger RNA, 6188 nt
Organism: Aethalodelphis obliquidens (Pacific white-sided dolphin)
Lineage: Eukaryota; Metazoa; Chordata; Mammalia; Artiodactyla; Delphinidae
Gene: UROC1
Product: urocanate hydratase 1
Exons: 20
Coding region: 62-2092 (676 amino acids)
Biological process (GO): L-histidine catabolic process
Molecular function (GO): urocanate hydratase activity
Source: RefSeq, a predicted model, not a curated record